AUGACCCCCCUCUCAUUUCAGAAUGGCCCCCCUCCAUUUCAGAAUCUCACCGAUGCAGAGAAGAAAUACGCGCAAAUCGAGAAAGAAGGACUUGGUCUCGUCUUCGCAGUUCGGAAGUUCCACCGCUACAUAUUUGGUCGACGCUUCACGCUUCUGACGGACCACAAGCCGCUUCUCACCAUCUUUGGCAACAAGAAAGGACUGCCGGUCUACUCAGCCAACCGUCUUCUACGCUGGUCGCUGAUUCUUCGUGGAUACGACUUCAAGAUCGAAUAUCGCUCCACGACAAGCUUUGGACAAGCCGAUGCACUCUCUCGACUCAUAUCCGAAGACAUCCAGCCCACGGAAGACAUCGUCAUCGCAAAAGCAACGCUUGACGCCGACGCUGAGUACCAAGCCGCAGCCGUCUUCCUACCAGUCACGAUGACCGACGUCGCCAAAGAAACCAUGAUCGACGAAGUUCUGAAGGAUGUCAUCGCCUCCGUUCGCUCCAACAUUGGGACGAAGAAGCUCUCCGGCACAGCCGCCAAGUACCUGCAGCAGCCUCAACAACUAUCGCUCCAGGAUGACUGCCUCUUCUUCGGUUCCCGCAUCGUCAUCCCAACCACACUCCGCAACCGAAUCCUGAAACAACUACACGAAGGACAUCCCGGAGUGGCACGGAUGAAAGUACUGGCUCGUCAGUACGUCUUCUGGACGAACAUCAACGCCGACAUCGAAUCAUUCGUCAAGAAAUGCCGCAACUGCCAAGAAGCUCAGAAAGCUCCAAUCAAGACGGAACUCUUCUCCUGGCCGAAAGAAGAUCGACCAUGGAACCGCGUCCACAUCGACUACGCUGGCCCAUUUCUGGGGAAGUACUACCUCGUCAUCGUCGAUGCCUAUUCGAAAUGGCCCGAGGUCAUCGAGAUGACAUCGACGACAAGCACCGCCACGAUCGAGCAGCUGACGCAACUCUUCGCGCAGUUUGGAAAUCCGUAA
Caenorhabditis auriculariae is the source of this 978-nucleotide messenger RNA. NCBI's taxonomy places the organism in Eukaryota, Metazoa, Nematoda, Chromadorea, Rhabditida, Rhabditidae. The record is from the annotation of a GenBank genome assembly.